CUGAAAAGCGAUCUAGGGCUCAAGCUCUCGGGCCAACAGGCCUGUCUGUCCCUGGCGGCCCUCCAGGCUGACCGCACCCUGGAGCCCCGCCUCCAGCCCACUAUCCUCGCGGCCCGAGGGAACACCCCCCGACCCAGGGCUGUGAUCGGGGAGGUAAAGAAACAUCCGCGACCGGGGCCGGGGCGCGGGGCGAAGCUGUGCCCGCGUGCCGUCAGCUAAAGGCCGCAGACCUUCAGGGCGACUCAGCUCCCAGCCUCGGAGAUCCGGAGACACUCCGGAAGUUUUCCGGACCCGCUCGUGAGGGAGGAACCCAACUCGCCGGGGCGGGAACCCGCGACGCCGGCAGGGAGCUCGGGGCCUGACCUCACAGAGAGAGAACCGAGGAGGCUGGGGGGAGCGGCGCCGCUCACGCCCGGAAUUCGUGCGGCGCGCGCUGAUGGCGUCACUGCGCGCCCGGCCGGCGCAGGCCCGCGCAUGCGCUCGGCCGGCAAUCUGAAGGCCCCUCCUGCUCCCUGCCGUCAGACCCAGGUCCUCGGAGCGGAUCGCCUGUGCCCCGACCUCGUCUGCAGCCUCCAACAGUCAGCGCUCGGCCGGCGCAGCCACCAUCGCCCACCCUCCCCAACGUCCAACGCCCACGCUGGACGCUGCCACGGGCGCUCCUGACGCGCCUGCCUGAGGCUCACCCCUGUAUCUUCCUCCCCGUGCAGCUUUUUGCUCUAAAGUCCCCAGUCUCAGCCACGGGAAAGGACAUAGGGUCGCGGGAUGGGACCAGGAGGUCCACCAGCCUCUCCACUGAUGGCGCCGCCCAGUCCUCCACUAAUGGCCUGCCUGGCCAUCUCCAGCCCAGCCACCUGUUUCCAAUCGUGGACUCAACCAGUUCUCAGACCCAGACCUCGUCUGCUGAAGUCUCCUCCCGUGAGGAAGGAUCCGGCAACACUGUGGAGAGUGUUUGUAGGCUUGAUGCCCCUAAUCCUCUGCAAAGGGAGCCAGAGGAAGCCAGGCAGCUCCUUCAACACCCACGCUGGGCAUCUCCGUAGCUACAUCAUCUGCCUCACCAGGUACAUUUCCUAUUUCCUGUUCUAUGACAGGUGACAAUGUUGUUAAACUUCUUGCCACUCCACAACAAGGGUUUCCUUCCCUCCAUCUUCCAGUACAUUCUCCUCACCUUCCCUAAGACCCACCGUCAGUCUCAGCAGGUUCCUUCCCGCUCCCCCCGCCCCCCGCUGCCUGGUCACAAAGCCAGUGCCCAUGGUUUAGGGUUUGUAUCUGCAGCAUUGCAUUCCAGUACCAGGACCCGUCUGGUUACCUAGAGCCCAUGAUAGCCACCUCACACUCAGUGCUGAGGACACCACAGUCACCUCCUAUUGUUGCCUCUCGCCGUUCUCACUUUCCGUCUCCUGCGAUUGCAGUAGAUGGUGGCUGGGACAGAAGCCACCGGAAGGCUGACUCACCCUUUGGUGGUGCUCCAUACUGGCUGUUGACUGGUCCUUAAGCUGGAGCUGCUGGCAGGAACUGCUCUGCCUGUCCUCUCCUUGUGGCUGCAGGCACCUCCUCGCAGCGUGGUGGCUGAGCUCGGAGAACAAGCAUCCCAAGAUGAGAGAGAGAAACUGUGUCACCCAGCUGUAGGACCUGGCCUCAAAAAUCACAGUGUCACUUCUGCUGCCUCCUAGUGGUUAGAAGCGAGUCACUAAGCCAGCCCACGUUCAGGGAGAGGGGAUUAGAUUUCACCUCCUGAAGGGAGGAGUGUCAAAGUAUUUGCUGACAUCUUUGAAAUGCAUCACGGUGGGCCGCUUAUCACAGUGGGCCGCUUAUCAAGGUGGACAGGUGGAGAGAUGGUGCAUCUACCAAGGUGGAUAGGUGGGUAGGCGCCCCAUUUAUCAAGGUGGGAAAUACCAAGCAAGGGAUGGAUUUUGAGAUCUUGAGUCUGCCCCAGGCAUGGUGACUGGGAGAUGUUCAUUGGUGGCUGAAAUGGGACAUGGAGCAGAUGCUUAGGGAGAUGAGAGCCUGGAGCAGAGGGAGAAGUCAGGCUGGCGGUAUCAACUGGGGAGUCCUUGGCACAGAGGUGGUGUCUGAAGCUUCAGAAAUGGGGAGGGAUAAAGGAACAACCAGGGCCCAGCCUUUAGGACCACUGACCCUGUAGCCCCCAUCCUUGAGGAACUGACUUCGAUGGGUAGUCGGCCCCCAGGUGCCUCUCUGAUCUAAUGGUGAGCACAUGGUUCUGCGAGGGAAGUUGGCUGGGAGAGGUUUCCAGGGUCACCCAAAGGGACACGUGGGAAGAGAUGGGAGCUCUGGGUCAGUGGCAGCCGUCUUGCGACCAUGAGGUGGCCCACUCACAGAUGUGGUGACUCCUUCACAGAGCUUCCAGAUUAACAGAUCCUGGGCAGUCCUGGUGUCAGGACUCUUAUGACAGUUGAGUCCGCAGGUUCUGUCACUUGAAGUCCAGAGUCCUCACUGACACCAGAGUGGAGUCAGCAAGGGAGCUUGAGGAAGGGUGUGUGAGGUGGGAGGAGAAGCAUGAGACCGUGUGUUGCCCCCCUAAUGGUACCUGCCAUUCAUGGAGGCCCCUGCCCAGCGGGGUUCUAACCUCGCACACAGUAACUGGUUGAGCCCUCCAAGCACCUGAGAGUUAGGUCACUAUUAUUAUGCCAGUUUAUAGAUUGGGAAACUGAGGCACGGCGGGGUGGUGGCGGUGGUGGUGAAGGAACCUAUCCCACAGCCAGGAAGUGACAGCUGGGGCGGAAGCCAGGCCGUCUGCUGCUCUGUCCUGUGAGCCACACAGUAACUUUUCAGAGGUCCAGAGAAGGCCUUCAGCAGAAGUCCUGGCCAGCUGCUUAGAUGAGGACGAAAUGGUCUUCCUGCUUAGAUGAGGACGAAAUGGUCUUCCUGGAAUUUGGCAAAGUGCAGGUCACCGACAAAGUUGGGCAGAAUGACCCGGAGGGAUGGUGUGGACGGAGCUGAGGAGUGGGGGUGUGGACACAGGAGUCAGCUCCUGAGAAGAAUGGCUGUGAUGAGGGUGGGGAGGGGGUGGUAAUGAUUUGGGGUGGAUUCUGGGAAGUACCGGAAAGCAGAUGAUAAGUUUCCCCAGAGCACAUAAGUGGGGCCUCCGAUGGGGCCCAGGAGAAAAGGCAAAGAAUUGGAGGCCCAGGGCAGUGGGGCUGCAGGUUUGGUGAUGAGCAGAGAUAGCUUCCCCCCCGCAACCCCGUUUCCUCCACGAGGUUGAGACCCGGGCUCCUAAGUAUGUGUGUCGAGGGGGCGGGGGAAUUUGGGCCGAAGUGCGGUGGGACCGCGGGGUUGCCGAGGGUAUUGGGCCCCAUUUGAGGUUGGAGCUCAGGAGUUUGGGGGCCAGGAGACUGUGCAGUUUGGGGGGGUGUUCUCCAGACUUGCUCCUCCGCCUGGUAGGUCCCCGAAGGGGACAAGGAACCAGCCCUGGUCGCGGUGGCUACAGGACCAGGGCACCCAGGAGUUGGGCCAGGAGGCGGCCCCGCGCCCAGGGUCUGCCGUGGUCCGGGCGUCCUCGGGCCCUUGCCCACGCCGCAGGGUUGGACAGGGGGCUGGCGGGCACUGGAGGCGGCCCUGCGCGCCUCUGCCAGCCCUGCGAGUCGGGGGCAUGGACUCGCGGCGCAGGGCUUCCUGCGACCGCUCCCGCCCGCCUCCGCCGCCGCAGGGGAUUAGCACGCUCCUGGCCGCGCGGCGGGAUUAACCCGCGUGGACGCGGCGCCCGGCUCGGGGAUUACGGCGCGCCCCCUCGACGGAUAUAUUCCCGUGGCGACGGCGACGGCGGGCGAGAGGAAUGGCGGCGGCGCGGGGCGCGGCAGGCCGCAGGGGUCCCGGGCGGCCCUGCCCCUUCUCCAUCGAGCACAUCCUCUCCGGCCUACCCGAGAGCAGCCCCCCGGCCCGGGUCGCCCGCCCGCCGCCGCCCGCCGGCCGCCAGAGCCCCGCGGAGCCGCGGCAGCCUGAGGCGCCCGAGGCCGUGCCCUGCACCUGCUGCUGCUGCUGCGGCCCCCGCGCGGCGCCCCGCGGGUCCCCGGAGCCGGCCGCCGGCCUGGGCGCGCGACUACCGUGGCCGCUGAGGCUGGGGCCCGCGGCGCCCUUGCCCUUGGCCGUACCCACCGGGGGCUCCGGGGCGCCGCCCGGCGCGGGCGGCCCUGGUCCACAGCGGCGCACGCGGCGCCACCGCACCAUCUUCAGCGAGGAGCAGCUGCAGGCGCUGGAAGCGCUCUUCGUGCAAAACCAGUACCCCGACGUGGGCACUCGCGAGCGCCUGGCCGGCCGCAUUCGCUUGCGCGAAGAGCGCGUGGAGGUCUGGUUCAAGAACCGCCGGGCCAAGUGGCGACACCAGAAGCGCACAUCGGCAUCCGCGAGGCUCCUGCCGGGAGCCAAGAAGCCCCCGAAGGAGAGCUGCUGACGGCUGCAGAGUUACUCCUGGGCUCGGUGGCACCUUAUGGGGCCGGCUCAGGGAGAGGACAGACCUACCCUAAUAGGAGUUGGGAGAGGACGCCAGCCUCUAACCUGGUGUCUGCCCAGUUGCCUGCGUCCUGGAGCUCAACGCGGGAGCCCCUCUGCGUGUGUCCCCGCGCCACCCGCCCAGCGGAAGGAGAGCGCACCGAUGCUCCGUGCUCCAUGCGCCUUCCCUCCCAAGCGCAAGCGGGCAGGAGGGCCGGGGAGACUCGGGGGUGGGGUGCGGGGCACAGAGCAGAUCAACUUCCUCAAUCCCCCACCACACCCCAGGAGGCACCAAGCCACCCCAGGACAGGAGCCACCCCUUGUCAACAGUGGCACCCAGCGUCCUCAUCCCCGCCCACUUCCUGCUGGCCUCAGGCAUCUCCUCAGCAGGGACGCAGCCCCCUUGACUGGCCUAGAACCCUCCAGAGGCUGGGCGGGUGGGGUCUCUGCGUCCUGGGGCUGGUGCCAGGGGCCUGGGCGUCCUGACCCGCGGAAUAAGAAGGCUGGGUGAGGUAAUCUCCAAGCCCCGUUCCUGCUGCUCAAUCUUGUGAGUCUUGUGUGGAUACUGAGAAAUAAACAAGCUACUACAAGC
This is a messenger RNA of Globicephala melas (long-finned pilot whale), 5035 nucleotides long. RefSeq names its product goosecoid homeobox 2 (gene GSC2). NCBI's taxonomy places the organism in Eukaryota, Metazoa, Chordata, Mammalia, Artiodactyla, Delphinidae. Gene Ontology annotation, molecular function: RNA polymerase II cis-regulatory region sequence-specific DNA binding; DNA-binding transcription factor activity, RNA polymerase II-specific. The record is from RefSeq and is a predicted model, not a curated record. Gene Ontology annotation, cellular component: nucleus. Gene Ontology annotation, biological process: regulation of transcription by RNA polymerase II.